This is a messenger RNA of Culex pipiens pallens (northern house mosquito), 1495 nucleotides long. RefSeq lists its product as uncharacterized. The coding region runs from base 559 to 972 and encodes 137 amino acids. Lineage: Eukaryota; Metazoa; Arthropoda; Insecta; Diptera; Culicidae. The record is from RefSeq and is a predicted model, not a curated record. The transcript is spliced from 2 exons.
UGCCCAAAAAAGCCCAAUUCGUAAUCGCCAGCAAUAAUUUCCUUUCGUGACAUAAUAUCUGUUACAUCCAACUGCUGGGCAGGCCCAAUCAUGUCCAUACUGAGACCCCAUUGCUGGCCCCGCAGCACCCUAACCCACUUGUUUGGUGAAAACAAAAACAACAAAAACGGAAGCACAACCACUUUGCAAACACGCCAUGAAUUACCGACCGAUGCUUGUUGUGCUUUCAGUCGAGAUUACGUGCGAUUUUUCUUUUGCAUCGAUUUGAUUUUCCCUUUCUUCGGGCAAGUCAUCGGACAAAAUGGAAAACCAACCAACUGUUAAAUCAGUUACAAAUCGUUGGCGGUGCACGCUGUUGGCGCAUGUAGUUUUUCAUUUUAUUAAGUUAAGUGUUAACUUGUGGUGGAAUGGUUAUUAAGGCAAGAGAUGAUAACACCUUCCCUGCAGUGAAAUUGAUAACUAAAGAAAGGGAAGUAUUUACAGUCACUGAUCGUUGCACGUCUUUUUAGUGUAAGAUCAACGACAGUUUGGGAAAGACAGCCCUCGUUGAAAGGUAAAAUGAAUAUUAAUAGUUUGACAAUGGCAUUGGUAGUUGGAGUACUGAUCAUUUGUACCGUUGAUGGUCAAUUGCUAAAUAAUGGGAGAUCUUCAAGCUUCAAACAUCUCACCGGAGUUCAAUCAACUUCAACCCAAUUGCCGCGGACCCCAAUAGCUGCGAAAAUUACCGCAAAGGUGGCCAGCAACAUCGGCGCUGAUUCGAUGCAAUAUCGCCAUUACAAACGACCCCACGAAGACGACGCAGAUGAUGAUGAUCAAUAUCGUGAUCGUGAUUAUGACAGCAGCAGCAGCAGUGAUGCCAGGAAGCUACCCACUGGGGUCAGUGGGCCGGUGCAUACUUACAUCAAGACGGACAAAAAUGCCAACUUCAAAUGGGGCGUAAGGCACUUUGCUGGGCGGCGGUACCGGGGAUGAAAGAAGCAGGCGAGGUCAACGGUUGAUGAAGAGCUGACCGUCGAGGUUCGCACACUUUGUGGAAUCACCGCUGCUGGGUUGUUUAUUGUGGCGAUUAUUAUUAAUGAACAGCUUUUAGCAAUAUAUACAUAACAGCGCCGAAGAGUGUAUAAUAUAGGCAGCUUUUGCUUCCUAGAGUGAAUCCGCCAGUUUUCGAAUAAAGUUGAGGGCUUAAAGUUCAGUGCAUGCCAUUCGGCAGCAUGCCAACAUUAAGUUAAACUACCCUAAUAAACUGAUUUAAGUCGCACCGCUGCUCACCCAUAGGCAUGCAAACUUAUAGCCAAUAUGUAUUUCCACUGAUUUAGUUUGUUUUCUUAGGAAGUUAGUUUGUCCAAAGAGAGGAAACUAUAAAGCUUAAGCUUAUUGUGGCUAGUUUGGAGUGGGAAUAAUUAACUGCAUCCGAAACAAUCCUGUUUUUUUGUUUGUUUUGUGAGUUUGCAAAUUAGCAAUAUUUCCUGAAUGAAAAAAAGAUCUUUCAAAAAUC